Sitophilus oryzae (rice weevil) is the source of this 1547-nucleotide messenger RNA. Its product is annotated as glycine-rich cell wall structural protein 1-like. NCBI's taxonomy places the organism in Eukaryota, Metazoa, Arthropoda, Insecta, Coleoptera, Curculionidae. The transcript has 7 exons. The coding region runs from base 190 to 1131 and encodes 313 amino acids. The record is from RefSeq and is a predicted model, not a curated record.
AAAUUUUUCGGCGACAUUUUGAAUCGGGUUCUCGAGGGUGACGUAGGUGUUAGGUGAAUUUCCGAGUGCUGUUUAAUUAUUUUCUAGUUAUUUCUUGUGAUAUAUCGCUUUAGUAAAGGACUAAAUUAUUAAUAAUUUCCUUAAUUUAAGUUACUGUAGUUAGGAGGUAAAUAUAAAUACAGAUAAAUAAUGGCCGAUCAAACUGAAGAAACUACCAUCAGCGGAUCUCCGUCCGGUGGUCCCCCUGGGGGCAGAGGCGGUGGUAGAGGCCGCGGAGGACCGGGAGGUCGCGGCAGAGGAGGACGGGGUGGUCCCUUCCGUGGAGGUGGUUUUAUGAAGAGCAGAGGUGGACCAGGAGACUCGUUUAGAGGAGGGCGCGGUGGACCAAUGAUGAGAGGACGAGGGGGACCACGAGGAAGGUUUAUGGGUGGUGCAGGCGGUCCCCCCGGAGGCGAUAAUCCGGGAGGAUUCCGGAGCGGUCCGCCCGGAGGCAACGGAUUCGGUGGCCGCGGCGGAAGGGGAGGCGGUGGAUUCCGCGGGGGACGCGGAGGUAGCGACAGGCCUGGAGGGGACAGGGGAGGCCGAGGAGGCCCCAGAGGCGGCGGACCCGGAGGCAGAGGUGGUCCAGGUGGACGGGGAGGCGGUCGCGGCUUCGGUGGCCCCCGCGGUGGCAGGGGAAUGGGCGGAGGACCGGGACAAAAAAGAGCGCCGGGACAGUUUGGCGGCGGCCAAGGAGGAGGACCCGGCGGACCCAAGAGACCCAGGUUCGAUAACAACGGGGGACAGAAUGGAUACAAUGCCCAACAGGGUGGCUACCAACAGGCGCCAUACUCGCAACAGUACGGCCAGAGUCAAGCGUACGGCGCACAGGGUGGUUACGGAGGAGCGUACGGCGCUCAACCUAGUCAGUACGACAGCAGCAGUUAUUCGACUUAUCCUCAAGGGGGCGCCGGAGGCUAUGGCGGCCAAGAUUAUUCAGGAUAUGGUACUGGCCAGGGCGACGCCGGUUAUUCCUCAGGGUACACCAGUGGACCGGUAGGAGGUUACAACAGUCAGCAAGGUUACGACGACCGCAGUGGAGGUUAUGCCGCUGGAGGUUUCGGUCCUGCAAAUGCACCUAGACGGUUCUAAAUAACGGAAAUCUGUUUUCCUCUGUAUAAUAAUAAUAAAUUAAAAAAUUUUAACGGUAAACAUGCUAGUGCAAAUAUCAAUUUAAAAUGUAGUUGACGUUUUUGGGGUAUUCCUUGAUCAAAUUUGGCCAGAAAAUGGCGAGUAGAUGUGCAACUAAUUUUUAUUUUAAUUUAUAGGUGUAUAAAGAAUAAAUUAUUUUAAAAAAAGCUUGGCAAAAGGUUUAUUUGGAAGAGUAUUCUCGAAGUAGAUUAAGUUAGCCGUAGAACUAUCCCCUUAUAUUAAUUUAGUUCAUUUUAAUGAUCAAAUUAUCUCUUUGUAUUAUUUUUUUAUAUAUUAUGAAGGAAUAUCAGAAAUUAUGUGUUACUUGUCGAAUUGUGAAACUUGAUUCUGAUAAUAAAUUAGGUGUAAAUGUAUUA